Molecule: messenger RNA, 1584 nt
Organism: Plasmodium coatneyi
Lineage: Eukaryota; Apicomplexa; Aconoidasida; Haemosporida; Plasmodiidae
Exons: 1
Coding region: 1-1584 (527 amino acids)
Biological process (GO): proteolysis
Molecular function (GO): aspartic-type endopeptidase activity
Source: RefSeq, a predicted model, not a curated record
AUGGGUGCAGUCAGCUUUGGGAACCCCGGUUGCGGCUCCCUUUCCCUUAUCAUCUUUCUAGUUAUAUGCGUGUUAACCCUAUUUACGUUGAAUGGAGAGUGCAAAAGCGAACCAGUGGAAGAUCAGAACAAAGACCUCCUGUAUAAGUACAAGCUAUAUGGAGACAUAGACGAGUAUGCCUACUAUUUUCUGGACGUAGGCAUUGGGACCCCGGAGCAGAAAAUUUCUUUAAUCCUAGACACGGGUUCAUCCUCCUUGAGCUUCCCAUGUGCUGGUUGCAAGAAGUGUGGGGUUCACAUGGAAAACCCCUUUAACCUGAAUAACUCUAAAACGUCAUCCAUUCUGUACUGUGAAAAUGAGAAAUGUCCUUAUAACCUGAACUGUGUGAAUGGGAAGUGUGAGUACCUGCAGUCCUACUGCGAGGGUUCCCAAAUUAGUGGGUUCUACUUUUCAGAUGUAGUCACCGUGGUGUCACACAACAAUGAGAAAAUCAGUUUUAGGAAGCUCAUGGGGUGUCAUAUGCAUGAGGAGAGCCUCUUUCUAUACCAACAGGCGACUGGCGUUUUAGGCAUGAGUCUUUCUAAGCCGCAAGGCAUCCCCACGUUUAUAAAUUUUCUCUUUCAGAACGCCCCGCAGUUGAAGGAGGUAUUCUCCAUUUGUAUAUCCGAAAAGGGGGGCGAACUCAUCGCGGGGGGGUAUGACCCUGCUUAUAUUGUUCGCAAGGGGGAGCCUAAUCAACUGGACGGGGCUACCCCACCAGGGGAAGAGAAAGAAUUGUCACUACGCGAGGCAGAAAAAAUCGUGUGGGAAAAUAUAACAAGGAAGUACUACUACUACAUACGGGUGAGGGGCAUGGACCUGUUUGGAACUAACAUGAUGAGCUCAAACAAGGGACUCGAAAUGCUGGUCGAUUCAGGCAGCACAUUCACACACGUUCCAGAGGACCUCUACAACAAAUUGAACUUCUUCUUCGAUAUCCUGUGCAUUCAAGAUAUGAAUAACGCCUUUGACGUGAACAAGAGGUUGAAAAUGACAAACGAGUCGUUUAACAAUCCUCUGGUUCAGUUUGAUGAUUUUAAGAAAUCCCUAAAACGUAUCAUCGAGAAGGAGAAUAUGUGCGUUAAAAUAGUAGAAGGAGUCCAAUGUUGGAAGUACCUGGAUGGACUACCCGAUCUUUUUGUAACCUUAUCGAAAAACUACAAAAUGAAAUGGCAACCACAUUCGUAUCUCUACAAGAAGGAAAACUUCUGGUGUAAGGGCAUAGAGAAACAGGUAAAUAAUAAGCCCAUAUUAGGGUUAACUUUUUUUAAGAACAGACAAGUUAUUUUUGACAUUCAAAAAAAUCGGAUCGGGUUUGUCGACGCUAAGUGUCCAUCCCAUCCGACCAGUGCGAGACCUAGGACUUAUAAUGAAUACAAAACGAAGGACAACAUAUUUUUGAAAAUUCCUUUUUUUUAUCUGUAUAGCCUAUUUGUUCUCUUCGCCCUGUGUAUUUUGUUAUCCCUGGUGUUUUACAUCAAGCGGCUGUACCAUAUGGAGUAUAGCCCGCUCCACGCAGAGGGGCACGCACAAGCGAACGCGUAG